CUCACUGACUCAUAGCAGAUGUAAGCCGCAGCACUACAAAAUUUAAUAGCAAAAACAAUCGCAGUCUGGGAAGGGCUCUGGAAUUCCUUGCAUCAGCUUAAGAAGAUUUAACAACUUUGAGUUCUGUCCAGAGGGGAAAGGUAAACGUUUUAGGUACCUGUGAGGGAAGAAGAAAGAAUUUGAGAAACAGCUCUGCUCACUCUCCUCUGCCCCUUCUGGGUCUCCCUGCUGGGCAGUUACAGAAGCAGAGGAACAACAUUAGCUUCCAGAGAAUGAAGAUUUUGAUAGUGAUUGAUUUUGUCCUUGCAGCUAGCCUGACGGAUACUAUUGCGAGCUCUGAUCUACAGAACUGUUUUCGAGAGCAGAUACGACUUCAGGCCCAGGUGAGACUUCUGGAACAUCGUGUGAAACAGCAGCAGUUAAAAAUUAUACAGCUCUUAGAGAAGAAAGAGAUACAGUACAGUGACAGAGGAGAUGAAAACAGUGCCAUUGACUUGGGAGGAAAAAGACAGUAUUCAGAUUGUGCUGAAAUCUACAACGAUGGCCACAAGCAAAGUGGAUUUUAUAAGAUGAAACCUAUCCAGAGUCCCAAUGAAUUCCUGGCCUUCUGUGACAUGUCUGAAGGGGGUGGUUGGACUGUUUUUCAGAGACGUUCUGAUGGCAGCCAGAAUUUUGAUAGAGGCUGGACUGACUAUGAAGAAGGCUUUGGAAAUUUUGUUUUGACAAAUGGUGAAUAUUGGCUUGGAAAUAAAAAUCUUCAUUACUUGACCAGUCAAGGGAACUAUACUUUAAGAAUUGAUCUAACUGAUUUUGAAGGAGAACGGCGUUUUGCACAAUAUACAAGAUUUGGAGUUGCAGGUGAAGAGGAUUCUUACGAGAUGAGCUGUGGUGAAUAUUCUGGCACAGCUGGUGAUUCCCUGACAGGGGGGUUUCAUCCUGAAGUAAAAUGGUGGGCUGAUCAUCGAGGAAUGAAAUUCAGUACUCGAGACAGGGACAAUGACAACUAUGAAGGCAACUGUGCUGAAGAGGAAAAGGCUGGUUGGUGGUUUAACAGGUGUCACUCAGCCAACCUGAAUGGUUUGUACUAUAAAGGCCCCUAUACUGCAAAGACGGACAAUGGAAUUGUUUGGUACACUUGGCAUGGGUGGUGGUAUUCUCUGAAAUCUGUUGUAAUGAAGGUCAGACCAGCAGACUUCGAACCUAAUAUUGUUUAAGUAUUUUAUUAGGACGAUUUGUCCAGUUAAUCUUUUAGCAAAUCAAUCCAAACUAAAAUGGAUGGGCAGAUUUUUGCUUCUCAUAUAUGCUUAUAUAAAUCUGGAAUAAUUCCUCUGCAACCAAAAGUUUUAUGAGACAUAAAUCAGAAGAGAAUCUGGCCUAUGAAUUCAUAGAUACAAACACUACUGCUAAUAUGUCUAUGGGUUUGUUUGUUUUAAAAAAAAGGCAGAGUUUGCCUAGAAAUAUGGACAGCUUCAUAAACAUGGAGCAUUUUUGUCUUGGAACAAGUUGCACAGAGAGGUUGUGGAUGCUCCAUCCCUGGAGGUGUUCGAGGCCAGGCUGGAUGGGGCUUUGGGAAACCGGAUCUAGUGGGUGGCACCCCUGCCCAUGGCAGGGGGGUUGGAGUUAGAUGAUCUUUAAGAUCCUCUCCGACCCAAGCCAUUCUGUGAUUCUAUGAUUUUAUGAAAAGUACCUACAAAUCCUUACACUUUUUUAAUAGAAAAAUAUAUUGUCGCUGUCAUGUCUCAAAAAUUAAAAUGAAUUGUAUGUAUUGCACACAAAAAAUAUCUAAAUAGAACCUUGAGGCUGGUUUACUCAGUGGAUGUACUUUCUCUAGAAUGAACCAAGGCUUUAGAAGAAAUUUGUUGUCUGUAAAUUCCUCUGAUUUAUUUGUUGCAUGUGUUGUGUACAGAACAUAUAUAAAAAACAUAAAGAAUGAUGCAGGAAACUGGAGGAAGAGAAGGGAUGCUACAAGGCAAGAAUCAAAUGAAUUUCUAGAGAUUUCAUUUCAAUUAAAGAUUUUCAGACAGUCA
This is a messenger RNA of Cygnus atratus (black swan), 2027 nucleotides long. RefSeq names its product fibrinogen like 1 (gene FGL1). The record is from RefSeq and is a predicted model, not a curated record. Gene Ontology annotation, biological process: negative regulation of T cell activation; regulation of immune response. The transcript has 9 exons. Lineage: Eukaryota; Metazoa; Chordata; Aves; Anseriformes; Anatidae. Bases 273 to 1214 code for a protein of 313 amino acids.